This is a messenger RNA of Triplophysa rosa, 2139 nucleotides long. RefSeq lists its product as uncharacterized. The coding region runs from base 149 to 880 and encodes 243 amino acids. The record is from RefSeq and is a predicted model, not a curated record. The transcript is spliced from 3 exons. NCBI's taxonomy places the organism in Eukaryota, Metazoa, Chordata, Actinopteri, Cypriniformes, Nemacheilidae.
GAGAGAGAGGAGUUUCCGACAGGUUCAGACAGUGUGACGAUUGUGUUUGUCAGAGUAAGGUGAGUUGGCCACGAAGUACUGAGAGAGAGUCACGAAAACAGCCAGCAGACUACAAAGACUGAAUUAACUUCUCAAGUUUAACAAGACCAUGACUAUCGGCAAGAGCUCCAAGAAGAACAAGGCCCCUCGUUCUCCUCCCUUUCUGGACAAGGCUAAUGGAUUCUACGGGCGUUUGGAUGAGAUGGGUGGAGAUGAUGUACAGAUCGAGGGUAAGAUCACAGAUGAGCCGAUGGGAAACCUGACGAGGCCAGACAACAUGACAGUCCCAGGCUGGAUAGAAGAGGAUGACCAUGUGAAUGAUUUUAACCAGGGAAUGGUGGACGAUGAUGGUACCACUUUAUUAAAGAGAAAGCCAAGCAGACUGAGUCGCCGCUGGAGCAGGAAAAGUUUAAGAAAGACAAUAUUAUCCCCAGGAAAAGAAGGCCAAAAUGAAAGCACUGAGACUGAUAACAAAGCGGUGCCACUGGAAGCUCAAACUAAGGAGUUAACAAACAACGGAGAACCAGAUCUGGUCCACUUCUCUGUAAGGGAGCAAGCAGAUGAUCAGAUUCUGAUUUCGGGAAAGAAGGAACGGGAAAAUGUAAGACAGGAGAACAAGACAGAAGGCAAGAUAAAUGGAGAAUCAACAGAGAUUGUGAAGAGGAACACUCUUAAGAAUUAUCGCAAGGCUCUUGACAGAGCUUUCCGUCGUGGAUGGGAGUCUUUCAUUACCAAUCUGUACAGUGUGACCCUGACACCGAUCUCAUCAACAUCAUCUUCAUCCUCACCAACAGUCAGAUCCAAAAUGGACAGGAAUUGUGUUUUAGCAGAGUUCAGAUAAGAGUAGAUCAGACCUCAUUUUAAAAUGGAUCAGUUUAUGAAAGUUAUUCAUUUAAUUAUUAAUAAACCAAUCAGUUCUAUUUAUUAACGUAAAUGCACUCUAAUAUUUAAUAUGCCUCUUCUGUUGAGUGGAACUGAUCAGCACCAAACUUUUUUUUACUGAUCAUUAUGUAACUUGUGAAGAGAGGCCAACAUUUGAACUUUUCAUCAGUGUAUAAAUAUGUUAUUUCAGUACUAACUAUUUCAGUAAAGGGCAUGCAGCUGAUCUUUGUUCCCUCAUGGGAAAACAUGAGGCCUAUGCCCCUAAUCAUCCCAUAUGGAGAGAUUGUGAAUGGAUGUGAUCGCUUUUUGAGUUGUGAACAGUAUUGUGGCUUCUGUACUUUGUCCUCGAACUUUUGUUUUUCCAAAGAUUGUGUUCCAAAGGAUCUAGUUAAAAAACAAUUCUGGGAGCUCAAAAAGCUUUUUGGAAAUGUUAUCAACUGGUAUAACAUCGGUGGCAAUGAAGUAUUUGAACAACUGAGCCAAGAAAUGUAAACAGUGCCUUAUUUUACUUCAGCACUCAGUUUCCUUAUACAUCACAUAAAGUGAAAUUAGAAGAUUGUAGAUGUCUAUGUCAAGGGGGUUUUGUUCGUUUUGUAACGUCCCGUUUUACACGUAUUGUCACAUCACAAUACCAAUAAAAAAGAAAAAGAGGGAAAAAAAUCAGACUGCAGUGUUAUUAUACAAUUCAAGUUACUUACUAAAAUUGCACAGUCGUGGCCUAAUGGUUAGAGACUCGAACUUGUAACCCGAACGUUGCCGGUUUGAACCUCAGUACCAGCAGGGAUUGUAGGUGGGGGGAGUGAAUGAUCAGCGCUCUCCUCCACCUUCAAUACCACGGCUGAGGUGAGACCCUUGAGCAAGGCACCGAUCCCCCCAACUGCUCCCCAGGCUGCUCACUGCUCUGGGUGUGCGUGUUACUCACUGCUGUGUGUGUGCACUUGGAUGGGUUAAAUGCAGAGCACAAAUUCCGAGUAUGGAACACCAUACUUGGCCUCCCUUUCACUUUAUUUGUCACAUACCUCAUUAUGUAAGUUGAAUGCUUACCUCAGAGAUCGAUAUCGCUGAACCAGAAAAUAGUUUUUGGCAUGUUUUUUUUAUUUUUUUUUAUUAUCUUUAAGUAGUUUGAUUAAACAGUAAGUUGAGAAUUUUUAAAAGUAAGGCUAAAAGUCAACUGAUAGGCUACUCAUUUAGCAUAUGCCACUGGAAAUGAAAGGUAGG